Aedes albopictus (Asian tiger mosquito) is the source of this 1083-nucleotide messenger RNA. RefSeq names its product 1,5-anhydro-D-fructose reductase-like. The record is from RefSeq and is a predicted model, not a curated record. The transcript has 3 exons. Lineage: Eukaryota; Metazoa; Arthropoda; Insecta; Diptera; Culicidae. Bases 25 to 1047 code for a protein of 340 amino acids. Gene Ontology annotation, cellular component: cytosol. Gene Ontology annotation, molecular function: aldose reductase (NADPH) activity.
CGUCUCUAUUUGAGCUGAAAACCGAUGCAUUCAUUGUACAGUGUUACGUUGACUGUUGCCGGUACUGCAUCUUAUUCGAAAAUGGCUCCAGUAGAAGCACCAAAGGUGAAAUUGAAUAAUGGCUGUGAAAUGCCUGUACUUGGUCUUGGAACGUGGCUGUCCCGCGAAGGAGAGGCCGUAGCAGCAGUCAAAGCAGCCAUUGACGCCGGUUACCGUCAUAUCGACACCGCCUACUUGUACCGCAACGAAAAAGAAGUCGGACAAGCCAUUCGCGAAAAAAUCGCAGAAGGCGUCAUCAAGCGCGAGGAUAUUUUUGUAACCACUAAGCUGUGGAAUGGUUACCAUGAUCCAGCACACGUUGAGGAAUCUUUCAACCGCUCGAUGUCCAACCUGGACAUUGGCUACAUCGAUCUGUAUUUGAUGCACACCCCAAUGAGUUACCAGUUUGUUUCGUGGGAGCCGGAGAACCCCGAUAUACCUAGCGUACUGACGCCCACCAAGGUGGACUACGUGGAUACUUGGCGUGCUAUGGAAAAACUACUGGAAACCGGCAAACUAAAGAGCAUCGGUGUUUCAAAUUUCAACAGUGAACAAGUUGCUCGCAUUGUUAAGGAAUGCAACGUGAAGCCAGUAACUAAUCAGGUCGAGUGUAAUCCGGGUCUAAAUCAACGAAAAUUGACUGAAUUUUGCAAAAAGCUUGGAGUGACUCUUACGGCGUACAGUCCCCUCGGUCGCCCCAAUUACUACGAAAAAGACCCAAAGAAUACUCCAAAGCCUGCACUGGAUGAUCCACGUGUACUGGAAAUAGGCAAAAAGUACAACAAAACACCAGGACAAGUCAUCCUGCGUUAUCUGGUUGAUAUUGGUACAAUUCCGGUACCGAAAUCUUCCAACCUUGAGCGACUUCGUCAAAACAUCGAUAUCUUCGACUUCAAACUAACCGAUGCAGAGAUUAAAAUAAUGGAUGGAUUCAACACUGGAAAGCGUACUGUCCCAUUCGCUCUGAGCGCCACUCAUAAAUACUACCCAUUCAAUAUCGAGUUUUAAUCACACUCAAAUAUAAUUGCCCAUAAUAUUUCUGUA